AAAUCUUGCCUGCAGGGCGGACGCCGUUUCGGACUGCGGGGAGAACGAGGCUUUUCUCACGCGUUGGGAAGGUUCGUCAAGACAGAGGCAGGAUCGGUGGAAGGUCCAACAUUAGGAGGUGUCUAUCUGUGCAUACCGAUUUGUGGAAAGGAGAAACUGGCCCCGUGUGGCUUUGGCAGUCAAUGGAGGUAAUCCCAAGGGAACUUGGAUUGAUUGGUGCUGGGUCUAUCCAGGGCUGAGAAGCAGAUAAGGAAACUCCCAUAUUCAGAAUUACGGAUUUCACCAGUGGAAUUCAAAAGGAGAUUUAAAGGUGUUGGUUAUAGCAGUCGUCCCUGGAAGGCACGUCGUGGUGGUGGUGGUUUCCUAGAUCUCAGAAACUUUGGGGAGCAGGAGAUGGCCAACCCUUUGAAACAAGUUUUUAACAAGGAUCGGACCUUCCGGCCUAAACGGAAAUUUGAACCCGGGACACAGCGCUUUGAGCUUCACAAAAAGGCCCAGGCAUCCCUUAAUGCUGGGCUGGAUUUAAAGCUGGCUGUGCAGCUCCCACAUGAUGAGGAACUGAACGAUUGGGUGGCUGUUCAUGUGGUGGACUUUUUCAACCGCAUCAACCUCAUUUAUGGGACAAUAAGUGAUUAUUGCACAGAAAAGUCCUGCCCGGUCAUGUCCGGUGGCCCAAAGUAUGAGUAUCGGUGGCAGGAUGAGAAAUACCGCAAGCCCACUGCCCUUUCUGCGCCUAAAUACAUGAACCUUCUCAUGGAUUGGAUUGAAGUACAGAUCAACAACGAGGAUCUCUUCCCUACAAACGUUGGUACUCCAUUUCCUAAGAACUUCCUCCAACUUGUGAAAAAGAUCCUCUCCCGUCUCUUCCGCGUCUUUGUCCAUGUCUACAUCCACCACUUUGAUCGUAUCGCUCAAAUGGGUUCGGAAGCCCAUGUGAAUACCUGCUACAAGCACUUCUACUAUUUUGUAAAAGAGUUCAAUCUCAUAGACAACAAGGAAUUGGAGCCUCUGAAGGACAUGACUUCGCGGAUGUGUCACUGACGUCUUAGGAAUUUGUCUGCCGUCUUUCAAGCCGAUGCCGUCAGAAAACCUGGCCCUGGAUUGAAGACCAUCCCUGCCCACCAAACAAGAUCUUAUCAUCUGGAGGGACUUUAAUUUUUAUACACCUCUGUUUUUUGUUUUUUAAAAAAAGAGCUUUCCCAAGCUCUUGUAAUGAAAUGUUUUGUAAAAUCACUCUGAUUGUUGGAUGAUUGAAGUAUGUACGUUCGUUUAAAAAAGAAAAGAACCACCGUUAAAUGUAAGGCAUCCUUUAGAUCUCCAUGUCUUUCUUCUCGUGUCACGGGGCCGGGGGGGAGGGGGGGGCUGAUUUGGAAGUGUUGUUUUGAGGUUUUCCGCCAAAACAGAAGUCAACACUUGUGGAAUCAAACAAGCAACCAACUGAAAUGAGGAGAAAUCCACUGACACACAUGUAAAUAGCUUAGGAGUCUGCUUUGGCCGUUAAUUGGAAUCACCCGUGUUGCAAAAAAAA
This is a messenger RNA of Crotalus tigris (Tiger rattlesnake), 1528 nucleotides long. It is a transcript of the gene MOB3A, whose product is annotated as MOB kinase activator 3A. The record is from RefSeq and is a predicted model, not a curated record. Gene Ontology annotation, biological process: positive regulation of protein phosphorylation; signal transduction. Bases 394 to 1041 code for a protein of 215 amino acids. Lineage: Eukaryota; Metazoa; Chordata; Lepidosauria; Squamata; Viperidae. Gene Ontology annotation, cellular component: cytoplasm; nucleus. Gene Ontology annotation, molecular function: protein kinase activator activity. The transcript is spliced from 5 exons.